This is a messenger RNA of Penicillium maclennaniae, 654 nucleotides long. RefSeq lists its product as uncharacterized. The record is from RefSeq and is a predicted model, not a curated record. The coding region runs from base 1 to 654 and encodes 217 amino acids. The transcript has a single exon. NCBI's taxonomy places the organism in Eukaryota, Fungi, Ascomycota, Eurotiomycetes, Eurotiales, Aspergillaceae.
AUGUUCAGACUUGCAAACAUCAUGACAGGCCUUUUAACCUUGUCAACACCCAUUGCUUCGCGUGCCCUGCACCGUCGUUCCAUCACUCCCCCGGCUGGAUGCCCAAUCCCAACCUGGACCGUCACCAACUUCCAAUGGUACAAUGGUUCGCACUCUCUGGACUGCAUCCAUAACGAAGCCGACAUUAAUACCAAAGGAUGUCUUUGCGGGCGCAGCUGGUGCGACCCCAAUCCGGCGACUUGUAAUGGGUCCAUUGUGCCAGUCUGCUAUACCGGCAUGCCUAACUAUCAGCCAUGGGGCUAUGGCCCACCGGAAACACUCGAUAUUGAUUUCGCCGAUGGUCUGGAGUGCCACGAUGAGUAUAUCGGGUAUCGCGUUCACGAUAUUGGUAACGGAGCGAGCAAUUGCGGAUAUGCCGACCGAGGACUCGGACGCAUUGUCGCCUUUUACGGAACUUCGGACCUUGACACUUCGACAGGGCAUAUGGAUUACACCCUUGGGAGUGGCCAUGCGCUGACCUGUGCUAAUGGGAGCUCAAUUACUUACUCUGGAAGCGUGGAUUUCCCGCUUACUUGCACCCAUGAUGCGUACUUCAAUGCUACUUGCACGGCGCCUGUCUUCACUGUUCCGGUUCUGAGCUAUCAAUGGGUUUGA